Molecule: messenger RNA, 765 nt
Organism: Suillus bovinus
Lineage: Eukaryota; Fungi; Basidiomycota; Agaricomycetes; Boletales; Suillaceae
Product: SGNH hydrolase-type esterase domain-containing protein
Exons: 5
Coding region: 1-765 (254 amino acids)
Source: RefSeq, a predicted model, not a curated record
AUGGCCGCCAAUAUACAAGAUGUUGUCAUGCUCGUUGGCGACUCCCUCACUCAACGUGGAUGGGAGCCAGGAGGCUUUGCACAGUUACUUGCAGAACAGUACGUUCGGAAGCUCGAUGUUAUCAAUCGUGGCCUUGGGGGUUAUCAAACGGACUGGGCAAUCCCAAUUUGCGAGCAGAUCUUUGCCAAAAAGCAUGAGCAACACCACGUUCCACAGGUCAAAUUACUCACAAUUUGGUACGGCGCCAACGACGCUGCACCUGCUCCUAGUCCACAGCACGUCCCGAUAGACAGAUACAAAACGAAUUUGGGCCAUAUCAUUCAAAUGGUGAAAUCCCCAACUUCAGCAUACUAUUCCCCUGAGACCCGUAUAAUCUUGAUCACCCCACCGCCAGUAAAUACGAAGCAAUGGGACAGGCUUGAUAGUCCACGUGUAUUCGAGACUACGAGGUCGUAUGCGGAGGCUGUCAAGGAAGUGGGUGAGAAAGAGAAUGUGCCUGUCGCAGACGUCUGGACAAAGAUAUUCGAUGCCGCUGGUCAAAGUGAAGAGGCAUGCGAAAAAUACCUGAACGACGGGCUACAUCUAACCAGUGAUGGUUACACGAUCGUAUUCCAGGCCGUUAUGGACAUUGUGGAGCGCGUAUAUCCCGAAUUAGACCCUACUUGGGAAGCACAUGCGAAGAUGCAAACUGUGUUUGUACCGUGGGACCAAGUGAACGUACAGAAUCCAAUACCAUCUCUGAUGAAACGGAAGGCACAACUUUAG